Hibiscus syriacus is the source of this 1134-nucleotide messenger RNA. RefSeq lists its product as uncharacterized. Bases 33 to 995 code for a protein of 320 amino acids. The transcript has a single exon. NCBI's taxonomy places the organism in Eukaryota, Viridiplantae, Streptophyta, Magnoliopsida, Malvales, Malvaceae. The record is from RefSeq and is a predicted model, not a curated record.
UUUUUAACAUAAGGCAGUGUUUGGAUUCAACCAUGGAAAUUUCAGCUAUCAACAGAAUAAGCGAUUUUGAAGCUAGCAUAACCUUUCUAAACAACCCAUCAUUUCUUUCCCAAAUUUAUGCCCUUUCUUGGUUUCAAGCUUACCAUUUUUGGAAAUGGGGAGCUUUGAUUCUUGUCCUACUAGCCUCCUUAUCUACCAUAAUCAAUAGACUCAAUAUUUUGAUCAUCAGAUCCCGACGAAACCGUUCUUUAACCAACCAACCUCUUCUUUACGGCACUGAUUUCGACACUGACACAGACAGCUCCUCUUGUUCAUCAUCGGACGACGAAGGAGAAUAUGACGAGCCCUCCGCUUCUCAAAACUGGCGACAAGUCGAUGAGGAUUUUCGAGUUAGGGGGUCGGGUCAUUUCAUCGACGAUCAGUGGAGGAACGGUCGUUUCACGCUUCGGAAGAGGAGAAGCAGCAUCGGCGAUCUAUUUUCUUGGGCUGAAGAGCUAACCAGCGGUAAAAGCGUGGUGAAGCUCUGGGAUAAUCUCGGAUUAGGGUUCCGUUUGGACCUCGAUGAAAGCGAUAAUGUUUUGAACGUUUACGACGUUAACAAGGAGACGAGAAUGGGGUCUAUUUUCGGGGGGAAGAACGAGUUUCAGGCGGUUUCGGCUUCGUCGCCCGCAGUUGUCGUAUCCGCCGGCGCCGAUUCUUCAACUGGACGAGUCGCUGUGAGUGUAUGGGACACGCGCCUUCAUUGCCGGGGACCGGCGAUUCUCACAGAAUGGAGCCCCAAAAAACCAAUGGAGAAAAUCUCAGCGGUUAAUGCUGACGGAGUCGAUAAGGUUUACAUCAGGGAUCACGUGACGGGGACGUUAACGGUUAGUGAUAUGAGGAAGGCUAGCUCGCCGUUAAGCAACGUAACGAAUUCCGACGUGGAUACAUGGUGGGAUGCUGACGCCGUCAUCGUCUCGGACGAGUCGGUUGACGAGUCAAUGGGACUCAGUUAACCCCGUUUAUUUUGAAAGAAUAAAACCUGAUUAAAAUGUGAACAACGAAAAUUCUGAAUGGUGGAAGGACGCCUUUGUAAAUAUUCAUUUAUCAUAAUAUUUAUUUUUAUUUUAAAUAAUAUUAAUAUAAUUGGUAUUA